AUGGAUCUUGAAGGAAGUACAGGUCAAAUUGAGAACAAUCCUAUGGCCAUGAAAAAUCAUUAUAUCUCUGAUUCAUUUCAAAGAGCAUCUAAUAUUAGAGUCCCAUUAGCACCCACUGUUAAAUUCGAAAUAAAUCUAGAAAUUUUUCAAAUACUCCCUAAUUUUCAUGGAUUGCCUUUAGAGGAACCUCAUCAGCACUUAGAAAAAUUUCAUAUGGUUUGUGAUUUAGUUAAUCUCCCUCAAGUUACACUGGAAAUUAUUAAGAUGAAAUUAUUCCCUCAUACACUUAGGGACAAAGCCAGUCAUUUGCUAUCCAUAUUAGAUAGAGAAUUAACUAGCUGGAAAGAUAUAGAAUAGGCCUUUCUUCGAAAAUUUUAUCCCUUAGGAAAAACUCAAAAUAUGAGAAAACAUAUAUGGAGUUUUUCUCAAAGACCAAGAGAAACUUUGCAUGAGACAUGGGAAAAAUUCAAAGAUUUACUUAGAAAGUGUCCUCAUCAUGCUAUACCCAAGUGGCAGCUCAAUAGAAUUUUUUAUGAUGGAUUAUUAGAACAACAUAGAAAUAUGGUUGAUUCUAUAUGUGGAGGAGCUUUUAUGGAGAAAACUCUUGAUGAGAUUUACAAUCUUUAUGAGAAUUUAAGUGAAAAUUCUAGAGAUCAAGCCUCUUUUGAAUUAUAUGACAGGGAUAAGAAGAGAGGAAUUUAUGAAUUGUAUCAUGAUGAUAAUUCUAAACUUAGAAAUGAGGUUAAUUAG
This is a messenger RNA of Spirodela intermedia, 750 nucleotides long. NCBI's taxonomy places the organism in Eukaryota, Viridiplantae, Streptophyta, Magnoliopsida, Alismatales, Araceae. The record is from the annotation of a GenBank genome assembly.